This is a messenger RNA of Aptenodytes forsteri (emperor penguin), 951 nucleotides long. RefSeq names its product cancer antigen 1 (gene CAGE1). The transcript is spliced from 2 exons. The record is from RefSeq and is a predicted model, not a curated record. Lineage: Eukaryota; Metazoa; Chordata; Aves; Sphenisciformes; Spheniscidae.
AUGAAGUGGAAUCAGAAGAAACAGCCAACACAGAUUAAUGAUUCUUACUAUGAAACCAUUUCUCUGAAGAACAAUUUUCAAGAGUUAAAACCAAAAACUGUCCAGCAACAGCAUCUGGGAAAAACUGUAAACAAGUUAAAGAAGGAUACUGAAGAACAAAGUGAAACAAAAGGCAAAUUCACAAAGGAGAAAAAUGAGGCUAGGAGUUGGCUGAUGGUCACGCAGGAAACUUUAUUCAGUGCUAUCAAAUGUCUUGAGGAUGCUGGGACUGAAAAAAAAAAAAAAAAAGCCCUUCUGAAGCACGUGGAAGAACUUAAAUCUGCAUAUUAUCUCCUUCAAAUAAAGCAUGAGGCAGAACUGAAGACCAGGCUUAGGAGACAGCGCUUGGAGAUGGAUCAUACCAUAUACAAGACAGACAAAAAGAUAGGGGAACUGCAGCAUCUCAGAAAAAAGCAGAAACAUGAGGCCAAGACUGUAACUUCAGCCCUGCAUAUGCUAAGGGAGGAAAAGGAGAAUACACAGAAAUAGCUCCUAUCCUUGCAAACAAAAUUCCAGGGAGAAAAGGAUGGCAGGUUGGCAGAAAGCCAAUGGCUGUGAUCCAAAUAUAACAGGCUAGCUGCUCAGCUUAAAAUCCUGCAAGCAGGACUUGAAAACAAACAAGCUGAGAUGAAAAAAAUGCAACAGCAGAUUUGUGAGUUCAGAAGAGAGAACCAAAAGCUUCAGCAACAGAGAGUGAAAGACCAAGAACAAAACCGCAUCCUGCAGCUUGAAACUGCCAGAUGGAAAAAGAGAUAUGAUAAAGUCAGAGAAUCACAGACAGCUGAGGACACAGAUCAUCCUUCUACCGCUGAACAUAACAGGAGGAAUGAAACUAUUAUUGAACUGCAAGAAAAAGUGAAGAACCUUACCCUUGAAAAGAAAACCUUGGAGAAAAAGGUAGAUCUUUCCUGA